Molecule: messenger RNA, 1041 nt
Organism: Bipolaris oryzae ATCC 44560
Lineage: Eukaryota; Fungi; Ascomycota; Dothideomycetes; Pleosporales; Pleosporaceae
Exons: 1
Coding region: 1-1041 (346 amino acids)
Molecular function (GO): heme binding
Source: RefSeq, a predicted model, not a curated record
AUGCUCGUUGCCCUCUCCAUUUUUGCACUGUCGCUCUCUUUCCUUGUUUACCAGCGCCCACCCUCGACAUGGCUUGCCUUUAUCACUCGCCUCAGCCGACCAGGAACGAGCACGAUACCCGAUAAGUCGCAGAAUGGCAACAAAGAAGGCCCCACCCCAGCCAGGGAGGAGCGCAUAGAGCUCAAGUCUCCAUCAAAGCAUGAGGCAGUUGAUGGGAUUGACGAAAGCCCAUCUCUCGAGUCUACACCCAAAGCUAUGCCCAAAUCAGACGAUAAUGCACCUCCAGUGCCCUCCUUCACGCUCAACGAGCACGAGAGUUCAGAUGAAGAGGAAGACAAUCUGCCGCCGCCUUCAUUUCCAGCCAUGAACUCGGCACAAAGAGCCUCUCAAGCGCCUCCUCACUUCGCCAUGCCUCCACCUCAAAAGCCAACCCUUAUGGCGCCACCUCCCAAACCCACUACGUCUCUCAUGCCGCCACCGAAAGUCGCAGCCUCGAGUCUACGUCCCCUGCCUAGCUCCUCGUCCUCACAAUCUAUGCGCGUGCCCACCACCGGCCCUCUUCCGAACCGCGGACCGCUUCCGAAUCGAGGCCCGCCCACCUCAAACCGAGGUCUCGGAGUCCCACCCAGCGCAGGCCCCGCCAUCAAGACACCAAACGCACGGGGCAAAGUGCUCCUGUCGCCGGGCCACUCGCCGCUCGACUGGGCCCACCUGCAGAAAUCCGGCAAGAACCUGUCUGGCGUCGACUCUAUGAUUCGCGUUACACCAGCCAUGCUCAAGGAGAAGAAUGGGCGCAAGGGCAAAGAUGCGUGGUCGUGCUAUCAGGGAAAAGUGUACAAUAUCUCGCCCUAUCUCCCGUUUCAUCCCGGUGGAGAAGGCGAGCUCCGUCGCGCGGCCGGUAAAGACGGGACCAAGUUGUUCAUGGAGGUGCAUCCGUGGGUUAAUUGGGAGAAUAUGCUUGGCGAGUGCAUGGUAGGUAUUAUGGUUAGCGAGGAGCAGGUGCCCAAGGCGGCAGAGGGUGAUCUAGAGGAUAUGGAUUGA